CUUUAUGGCCGCCAGGAAGGGCCAUCUUGAGAUCGUCAAAUUCUUUCUUGACCGAGGUUUUGAGGUUGAAUGCAGGGACUCUAAGGGCUGCUCGCUGUUUCAUCUGGCCGCGACUCAUAACCAUAAAUCCAUCGUUGACGAGCUGAUUGCGAGGAAUGCGAAUAUAUUUUCCACGAGUGAUGAUGAUCUGUCAAUCUUCUAUUUUGCCGAAGAAACGAAUAUGAACGCUGUCAUGCCAGCCCUGUUCGAGGAUGUCUAUCAUGAGGAGGAUCGAUUGCGCGAUGCAGUGUCUCGUCAUGUUGCAGACAGCGUUUCAUUUCUACUGACUAACGGGGCAGCGGCAGAUAAUCAUGAUACUUACGAUACUUGCACGCUGAGCUUGGCUAUUCUCCAGAGCAACUGGAAAAUAUGCGAGCUUCUGUGCAACUACGGUGCUAUGCCUCACGGAAGCCUUCCUCAUUGCUGGCGGCUUUGUAAAGUGGACCGUCAUGAACCUAAGGAAAAAUAUCCCUUCGUGAUUCAAACUGUCUACCAUGGACAAAGAGCAUUCCAUGAGAUGUGGGACGCCUCUAAUCAAUGCUUCAACUUUCUCGAUCAUGAUCGAUUCAACGACGGUAGCCUGUUCAGGACAUCAGUUGGCUUCAACACCCUCCUCUGUGCAGCAUAUCAUGGGGACGAUGGAAUUGCUCAGGGCUUUUUUAACAGGUUCUCUGAGCUUGAACGUAGCGUCCCCGACGCAAUGACGCGAUGAGUUAUUUUCUCUCCAAGGGGGCUGAUCCCGACUACACACUGGACGGGGCAGUGACGGCCCUAUCGCAUGCAGGUUACCAUGAAUGGGUGGAUCACGCCCAGCUGCUUCUUUCUGCCGGUGCAAGUAUCACUUUAAAAGACGUUGCUGGCGAGACUCCCAUAUGGUACGCUGUUCAGGCGCGCUGGACGGAGGUGUAGGCGUUAUAUCGGAAGCAUUCACCAGCAGACUUUGAAGCUUACAAAAACACAAUGGGCUUGGAACGCGAUAAGAUUAAUACGGCCAAAGAUACCGGCUACUGCAAGACCUGUUCAUCUUGGUGGGAGGAUAAACUCAAUAUCUGUAUGUGGUGGGAGUAUGCUCAAAGGGCAGAUGCCGUUGCUAGAAGACACAGCGGUCGGCGGACCGUGAUACAUGAGUUUCUGG
This is a messenger RNA of Aspergillus fijiensis CBS 313.89, 1174 nucleotides long. RefSeq names its product ankyrin repeat domain-containing protein. Gene Ontology annotation, cellular component: cytoplasm. Lineage: Eukaryota; Fungi; Ascomycota; Eurotiomycetes; Eurotiales; Aspergillaceae. The coding region runs from base 5 to 751 and encodes 248 amino acids. Gene Ontology annotation, molecular function: protein binding. The transcript has a single exon. The record is from RefSeq and is a predicted model, not a curated record. Gene Ontology annotation, biological process: innate immune response.